AUGGGCGAAAACAAGAAAGCCAGCUACGGAGCUGUUCCUCAAAACCUUGAAGAAGCCAAUGUAACUCCUGAAGCCUACGCACGUCGAAAGAGAUUCCGAAGGAGCAUCUUUUGCACCAUGGGUGUCCUCAUCACUGUCGUCUUUUUGGGACUCAUGUUUGCCAUGCUGGGAGGCCAGGUGGGAGUCUCGAAGUGGUUGGUCUAUGAUGCUCUGUUUUCGCUUGACGAAAUGACUCUGGACAGUGUGGAAUCGGGCUGCGAAACUACCGUGGUGAUUGCACGUCACUGCGAAAAAGCAGGAUCCGAAACCAAGGAUGUCUUUGGAAACAGUCACUGCAGUUAUAUUGGAUAUGAACGGGCUGCUUACUUUGCAACGAUGUUUAGUGAUGUGGACAAGAGCAAAUAUCCAUUUCCUGCUCAAAUUUAUGCCCUCCGUGCCGAUCGCGGUAGCCACCAGAAUUUCAGAGAAAUUGAGAUGGUCAAGCCAUUGGCCCAAAAGGCAGGGGUCGCCGUCAAUGAUCAAUAUUGGGAGAGUGCCGAGUUGGCCAAAGUCGUCUUGGCGGACAUUGCCACCGGUGACAUGUGUGGCAAAACCAUUCUGAUCAGUUGGAAGCACGAAUUCAUUGGCAAAUUGGCACGCAACUUGGCUUGUCACUCGUGCCCCCGUCGUUAUCCCAACGUAUUUGAACCAAUGUGGCAACUCAAAUACGUGUAUGAUGUUAAGGGAACCGAUUUGUACAAAAGCAUCAAUCGUGGCCUCGAUACCAUUGCUGUGGAUGUUAUUGAACCUGAGGAACCUGUAAGUCCUCCUGCGGAACCUGUGGAUGACGGAGCCCAACGAAAGCUUCGGCAGCUAAAGAAAAAGAAACACAAAAACAAACACCGACUUCCUCGCAACUGGAGUGUCUACUUUUCGAGUCAAAAUCAAGGGUUUGAUCCUCUUAUGUUCAGUCACAGUGUUGGCGACUACGAAGGCAAUGCUGUCGCUGGCGAGUGGUCGGAAGUCUUUUACGAAGGAGGGGAAAUGUAA
This is a messenger RNA of Cylindrotheca closterium, 1029 nucleotides long. NCBI's taxonomy places the organism in Eukaryota, Bacillariophyta, Bacillariophyceae, Bacillariales, Bacillariaceae. The record is from the annotation of a GenBank genome assembly.